Molecule: messenger RNA, 979 nt
Organism: Thlaspi arvense
Lineage: Eukaryota; Viridiplantae; Streptophyta; Magnoliopsida; Brassicales; Brassicaceae
Source: the annotation of a GenBank genome assembly
AUGGGAAAGACUUGUCUUAUGACUACGUCCCUGUCGCUUCUCCUCCUCUUCCUUCAAACCCUAAAACAUGUUCACGCCGGCGAAAUCUGCUAUGGAGACUUUUUCAUCGUUUAUUACGGCGUCAAUCGUGACAAACUCUUCUCUUCUCUUCCUUCUAACGUCGUCAAUAACGGCGGUUUCUACAACGCAUCACUUGGCAGAGAUUCCGGAAACAACAGAGUCCAUGUUGUUGCCUUAUGCAACCGAGGCUACGAGAACCAAGCUUGUAAGACAUGUCUCGAGCACGUCAUUGAAAACACAAAAGCCAAGUACAGAAUCAUACAAGGAGUUGCAAGAGGGCUUCUUUAUCUCCAUGAAGAUUCUCAGUUGAGGAUUAUUCACCGGGAUUUGAAGGCAAGCAAUAUUCUUUUAGACGCUGAGAUGAACCCUAAAGUUGCAGACUUUGGGAUGGCGAGGCUGUUCAACAUGGACCAGACUCGAGGAGUGACAAGCAAAGUGUGGAAGAGGUGGAUUGAAGGAAAAUCUGCAGAGAUCAUCGAUCCUUUAGCUGCGCCGAGUCACAACAUCUCAAGAAACCAAAUAAUGAAGCUAAUUCACAUAGGUUUAUUGUGUGUUCAAGAGGAUUUUACCAAAAGGCCAACCAUUAAUUCAAUACUCGAAUGGCUUGAAACUCGCGUUGCUACCACCAUGGAUCUGCCCACGCCUGUUGCCUUUCUUACGGCACCACCAUCAUCAUCACCAUCACCAUCAUCAUCACCAUAACCAUUACUGCACCACUAAUGUGUUAUGUGCCAUCAAACAUGUUUGUAUACUUCUUUUACUUCUUUGGCUCUCUUUGUACAAUCAAUGAGAUGCCGUGUAGUACAAACAAACUUAUGUUCUGUUUUUUUUUUCUUAAGAUGAUAAUAAGUGUGGCUCGUAGUAUUAUCUUUUAAAUGUCCAACACUCCAAAAUUUUACAGAGAAAGAAGUAACUUUAU